Marasmius oreades (fairy-ring Marasmius) is the source of this 1317-nucleotide messenger RNA. RefSeq lists its product as uncharacterized. Lineage: Eukaryota; Fungi; Basidiomycota; Agaricomycetes; Agaricales; Marasmiaceae. The coding region runs from base 69 to 1163 and encodes 364 amino acids. The record is from RefSeq and is a predicted model, not a curated record. The transcript is spliced from 8 exons.
UGUAUUUAUACCGAGAGUUCCGUUCACAGUCCGAUACCUGUUUCCGUCUUUCUAGUCUCGAUAAACUUAUGGGCAACUCUCCAUCUAGCUCUAGGCAUAACAGUAUCUCUAAACCACAACCAUUAUCUCGACGAAGGUCCACACGCGAAAACCAAGGUUCAAAUUUCCUAGGGACACCAAAUCCUACUAGCACAAGUCACCGAAGGAGCAGGUCUGCCAAUGCUGCUCUAUCGCGACGGUCUGGAAACCCAGACAUAGUGCGAAAUCCCCCUCCACCAUAUUCACGGACGCCACCUCCAGAGUCACGCGGCUUCAUGAGGGAACCCUAUUCCAGUUCACAUUCCUCAGUAUCUUUGUCUCAUAGUACAUCCUCGGAAUCAUCCUCUGGACGACAUCGGAAUCGUUCAACUUAUCUUCGCACCCCCAUGCGACAGCAGACGCGAGACGACAUGCUGGUAACAUUGCGCAAGUAUGAUACUGUGAUUAUUGUCGAUGAUUCUAGCUCCAUGAUCGGUGAGCGAUGGAAUGAGGCGUCGAAAGCACUUUCUGAAUUGGCGUCUCUCGCUGGACAGUUUGACGCCGACGGUAUUGAUAUAUACUUCCUCAAUGAUGAGCGGGUGGGUUUGGGGAUGAGGAGACGAGAAGCAGUUGACCAGCUGUUCAAAGAAGUCAGACCUAAAGGCGUUACGCCAAUUGGUGAACGGCUGGAGACCCUCCUUCGUGGCUAUCUGGCAAGGCUGGAAAGUGCCAACGACUCGGGGUCCACGGCCGCUCUCAAAAGCAUCAAACCCAUCAACUAUAUCAUUAUAACGGAUGGCGCUCCCACUGAUGACCCAGAAAGCGUCAUAGUGCAAGCUGCAAGGCGUUUAGAUGCAAAGCAUUUCCCUGUGAACCAGAUCGGCAUCCAAUUUGUACAAAUAGGAAAGUCUGCGAGCGCCGCCCGAUACCUACAGGAGCUAGACGACAAUCUUGUUACCAAACAUAACCUCCAGCGGGAUAUCGUUGACACGACUAAAUAUUUUGGAAUGGGAUUGAGCGCCGAUGCUUUGGUAAAGAUUCUCUUGGGUGGCAUCAAUCGAAGGGUGGAUAACGAUGGAACGGCAGUCUUCGAUGAGGAUCUUUCCCCAAAAACACCUGUUCUCCGGGUGCAAGGUCUAUUUUGAAUGGACAUGUCUGCGGACAUCUGAAGCUAUUUGUAUGAGUCAACAGCGAUUGGUUAUACUAUUACUGCAAUACUGUACGAAUACUAUAUGUUUUUACUUACGGUACUUUACUUACGGACACUAGAUGUACUACCAUACACACAGAACAACCAGA